Molecule: messenger RNA, 6426 nt
Organism: Peromyscus californicus insignis
Lineage: Eukaryota; Metazoa; Chordata; Mammalia; Rodentia; Cricetidae
Gene: Ube2u
Product: ubiquitin conjugating enzyme E2 U
Exons: 9
Coding region: 434-1264 (276 amino acids)
Source: RefSeq, a predicted model, not a curated record
AGCAGAUGCAACCUCAGUGUGGCGCCUCCUCCAGAGGCCUGUUGCUUAGCAACUGGUUUGCUUUGUCUGGCUGAGCAGACACACAGCUUUCACCUGUAAGGUAAAAAGAGAACUUGUAGGCGCUGCUUUGGGAUUGUUCUUUCCAUUCCCUCUUCACGUGCCAACAACACAGGCUUCUCUCAAGUUUGUCUUGGGGGAGGUGGCUGGCAGUGAGACAUCUCAGAUAAGAAGGACCCCCCGUUUUCCUUCUGGAAGUCUCAGCUUGGAGGGAUCAGAUGUGGGAAAGUCACUGUUAAAUCGUAAACUUACUUAGCAGUCAUUUCACUGGGGAGCCGUUUGACCAGGGGUCCGAGGGUGACCCGAGACCUCUGCCAAGAGUAAACCUAAGUCGUUCAAGGGACAGGUGACCGUCCGUCCCUCCGUGGACCUCACCAUGCACUCCAGGGCUUACAUCUUACUACAAAAAGAAUUCGAGGAGCUCCAACAGAAAAGAAAUGAGGGUGUUACCGCUUUUCCUGUAAGCGAAGAUCUGCUGAAAUGGGAAGCUGAGAUCCAAGGACUUCAGAAUUCAAUUUGUGAUGGACUUGUUUUCCAGCUGACAAUAGAUUUUACACCCGAAUACAACCUUGUUCCUCCAGUUGUGAAAUUUGUAACAAUUCCUUUUCAUCCAAAUGUAAACCCAUAUACCGGUCAGCCCAGUAUAGACAUUUUGGACAGCCAGGAUGACUGGAACACAAAUUACACACUACGAAACAUCUUACUUGCUGUACAGAUUCUGCUUUCUCACCCUAGACUGGAAAAUCCAGUGAAUAUGGAAGCAGCCCAACUGCUGAUUAACAAUGAGUCUAUGUACAGAACAAUAAUUCACAAACUUUUCCAGCCAGAACCACGAGAAAGAGAGGGCAGCCUAGGGUUAUACGAAAAGUCACAGAAGAGUUUCAGGGUAGUUAAAACAAUCUCAUUUAAUGAUUACUACAAGACAUGGUCUGAGAUAGCCACGACAAAAACUGCAGAACUCUCCAAAACUCCGUUUUUUGGAGAUCCGGAUUUCAUGGAACGGUAUUACAAAUGGAAGGGACAGCAUCUGCCGCAUCAUAAGAAGUGGAAAUUGAACCAAUGUGCUGCCAUGAGGCUGGGAAGGGAAGACCUGCUGCCUCCUCAUCUUCAUCUUGCUCUGCGGCUCCUGCUCUCCGCAGUCAGUAUCCAGCGUUUCAGAGGGGAACACACCAUCGUUAAACGUGCACUAUGUUAUGAAGUUGAGUAAACAUCAAAUAGACUUUGCUAUCUUUUUUUUUUUUCUCUAAACUUUAGCAACAACUCUUCUUUGGACCAAAGUGAAGAAAGGUUUUUAUAUCACUUUUCUGCUUCCGGCAUGAAUUACAGGCAGGAAAACAGUGUAUGAAGCUGAAUUUGAAGGAGUAUAAACAUGCUUUCUCUUGCAGGCAUGCAUCAAGUUUCUUUUGCCAUUGUAUUCAGAAUCUAAGACGGCCAUUGCUUUGACGUGGCCCCCUUUCCUGUUUCCUGUAACAGAGCUGCUUUGUCUUCAGUGUUUGCUCAUUGGUUCAUGAUGUAGCGCCAGAGUCACCCAGAACCCCAAGAUUCAGAAAAAUGAGGACCACAUCAGUUUCAACUUAGUCACUCACUUCUACAUGUGGCUAAAAUAACUGAGCUGUUUGACUGACAGAACACUUCAAAAUAUAUAGUUUGGAGUUUGUAGGUCAAGUUAUGUGCAGUGACCCUGUCAGAAUAAAAUGCUCACACCUUGUGCCAUCUGGUGGCUGAUGAGAAUAUGUACAGCUCAAAUGCUAUUUGCUUCUUAUCAAUUGUGAAAUUGAGUAGUCAGAAAAAAAAAACACAUUGAAAACAGUUUUUAAAAGAUGUUUCACUUAUAUGCAUUUUGUAGUGGCAUAAAUAUUUGUAUAUGCAAAUGAAUGCAAGCAUAGUAGAAACCUAAGGAAUAGUGCAAUCCAGCUUCUUUCCAGAUAAUUUUCAACAAUUCUUAAUGUUCACCAAAAUGCAUGAUAUAUGAUAAAGUGCUCACUUGAAGGCUCAAGUAGAAAAUAUUUUCACGUGAGUAAUCGUAUAGGUAUACCAUAAUACUUUUAUGUACCAGAGUUUGUUUCUUUAAAGAUUUAUUGUUUACCUUUAUGCCUGAGUGUGUAUCUGUGUGUGUAUGGGUGUGUAUGGGGGUGCAUGUGUACACAUGUGGAAGUCAGAUCCCCUGGAGAUGGAGUUACAGGUAGCUGUAAGUUGUAGGUUCUGGGAAAUGAACUCUGGUCUUCUGAGAGAGCGGAAAGCUUUCUUAACUGCCGAGCCAUCUCUCCAGCCUCCUUUGUGGUGUUUCUGUUGGGGCUAUGUGUUAGCUACUUUUUCUCAUUGCUGUGAACAAAUACUCAAGGAAAGAGUGUAAGAAAGGAAGGGUCUGUUUUGGCUUGCAGUGUGAGGGUAUCGGCCAUCACGGCAGGGAAGGCAUGAAACAGGAAGGUGAGGUGGUCGUCACAUUGUGUCCGUAAUUGGGAAGUGAGAGAUCCGAGUGCUGGUGCCCAGCUUGCCUUCUCGUUUUUCUCAGUUCACUUGGUCCUGGAACCUAGCCCAUGGGCAAGUGCUGCUCACGGUCAAGAUGGCUCUUCCUUCCUCAGUCAAAUCCCUCUGGAAAUCAGACAUGCUCAGAAGUAUGUCUCCUUCAUGAUUCUAAACCAAGUUAACAACUGAAAAUAGCCAUCAUGGCAGGGUGAGGGGGCUUCAGAACUACUGGAGACCAAACCCAGGGCAGCGCACUGCACCCUUAGGUAAGCCUUCAACCACUGAUAAGCCAAAUACCCAGCCCCUAGUUUCUUGAAGCAAGGCUGGUUUUGAACUAACUUCAUAACCUGGGCUAAAUUCAAACCUGCUAUCCUCCUGCCUCAACCUCUUGGGUGUGGGGAUUACAGAUGUAUACCAUUGUGACUAUCAUCUCUCUGCUUUAAAUAAAUGUUUAAAAAUGUCUUCCCUACACUGAUAUUUCCUGUUUAAAAAAAUAGUUGGAGAUAUGGCUCAGUGAGUAGAGCAGCUCGUUUACCACAUCUAUUGAAGGACAUUGGCUCCAUCCUCAUUAAUUAUCCAUUCACUAGUUCAUUAGAAAGAAAAAUGCAAAUCAAGGCACUUAUUUGCAUUGUGUUAAGCAAAGACUCUUUUUCCCACCUACCUCUGUCUUUCCCUUCUCCUGUAGUUCCCCAUCACUGCCUUCACCCAGCAAGACUUGAUUCUUAAGCCACACUCAACUAUUUUUCUCACUCUUGCACGGAGACCUGAGAUUUCUUCCCCAUCAGUGCCUUCUACCUGGAGUAUCUUUCCUAGCAGAGUCUUCACUGGGACCCUGAGUUAAGUCUUGGCCUGAGUCAAAAGGUGGCCCCUGGUGUAUGUGCUCAAGUGCAGGGGCCCUGGAACUGUCCGGGUUUUACCUCUAGGACCUGGAGCACUGUGUCUGACUCCUUUGGCUUCAGAAGUGUUCGUUCAAUAGCACCUGCCUUUCAAAGAGGUCUUGAGGGCUCACUAAUUCAAUAUAUGGAAAUGCUUCUAGGGCUGCCUAGCACACAGACAUGCCCGUAAGACGUGCCACUGUUUGCUCUGCGUCUGCUCAGGUCCUUGCUCCUGUCACAGAUGGAAAACCUUUCCUUGGAAAUAGCAGGGGGAAGAGUCAGGCAGAUCUGGGCUCUUCCCCUCUCAGAAUGUGUCACCCUGGACAUAACGCAACCUUCCUUGCAAAGCUGUUUUGCAUUGAGUCUCUUGACUGAUACCACAUAUUUGAAGUUUGGCAUGUGAACAUUCAAGAAACAUUAGUUCCUGAGGAGUGGGGAAUAUGAAAGUUUAUGCCCCCCAGCUUUCCACAGAAUGAAAAUACUCUCUGGCAGAAAUAUGUGAAAAAUGUAAAUGUAUCUCAAGUUAGAAAACAACACGUAGUUGAGCACACGAAUCUAGUGCCAUCAGCCUGCAAUUUGCCUUUCUACUCCACCUCUCUUCAGCUUGGCGCAGCAGGCCACAAGGGUGACAUGGAUCCAAGCACACUCUUCUCCAUGUGAAACUGUCCUUUAUGUGCUCAGGGGUCCCAACCCCCAGCCCCUCUUCUGUAUUAUGCAGUUCCCAUCUCUGUCAGCAUUCACGAAGUUCAGAUUCAUCUAUUCAUGGGGAAGUCUCCAGGAUAGAGGCAUUGGAAUAGCUUUGCAUUCUCGAGGCUUAGUGGAGUGCACAGCACAUAGCAGGUACUCAGUUAACUUCGUUGAAAAAAAAAUGCAUGUGCCUCUUGUCUCACCAUUUAAAACUAGAAUUUUAGAAAAAAACAUGAAAUUUAAGGCCCAUGGUUCUGUUUGGGGAGUUCUAGGGUAUAGUCCAUAAGCUAGGAUUGAAAACUGGAAAUAUGACUGUCAUAAAUAUUUUAUGCAAAUUCUAAACUCUUACAUGUAUUUUGGUUACUAUUAAUAGAAACUCAUUAUCAUAAUCAGCUCAUAAAUAUUCACCAAUCAAUCAUGUGAUUUGGUGUUCAUUUCUAAGGCUUUUUUACACACUUUGACUGUCAUUUGAAUAUUCAUAAAUGCCUUAUUCCUAUGAGACAGGAAAGAAAAUGAACCUAACAUCCGAUCGGUGGUUUGUACUUACUUUCUCAAGAGAAACAAUGAACAUAUAAAAUCAGAAAGUAAUGAAGGUUAUUCUGUAGAGUGCUCUUGCUUAUGUGCACUUGAAACUGCCAUCCGCUAUAGCAAAUGAUUACUUACCUAGCAACAGAAACCAUCUCUAUCCAGAGUCUAAGCUCUGACUGCCAGCAAAUUACCUAAGUUAUUAAUUCUGAUGAGUUUUAUGGUCAGUAUAUAAGGAAUUGUUAAAAGAAUGUUGCUCCUGUGCGCACACAGCAGAUGGUUGUAGUCUGAAUCUUGUGUGUUCCCCAAAGACCAUGUGUCCUGCUUUUCCUGUCAACUUGAUUCAAGCUAGAGUUAUCUGGGAAGAGAAACUGGGACUGGGACAAUGCCUCCAUCAGAUUGCCUGUAGGUAAGUCUAUGGGGCAUUUUCUUGAUAGCUAAUUGCUAGAAGAGGGCCCAGCCUAUGGGGGUGGUGCCACCCUGGGGCAGGUGGUCCUGGGCAAUAGAAGAAAGCAGCUUAGUGAACCAUGAGGAACAAGCCAGUAAGCAGUGCUCCUCACGGCUUCUGCUCCAGUUCCUGUCCUCAGGUUCUGGCCCUGAGUUCAUGCUAUCCCUUCCCCUGAUGAUGGACUAUAACCUGUAAGGCAAAUACACCCUCUCCUCUGCAGGUUGCUUUUGGUCAUGGUGUUUUAAAACAGCAAUAGAGAAGCAAACCAGCAGAGCGUGCUAAAGGCUUGCUCUGUGGUGCUACCAGGAGGUGGAGGGAUCUUCAGGAGGUAGGGCCUAGUGCAAGGAAGUUAGGUCACUGGGCAUGCUUUUUGGGGGACACUGAGACCCAAACCCCUUCUUCCUUUUGCUUUCUGACCACCAUGAAAUAAGCAGCUUUGUUUCACUAUGAUGUCCCCCUUGUCAAAGGCUCAAAGUGACAGGACCAAAUGACCAUCAUCCACGAAGAAGCCUUUUCUUUUUUUAAGUUGACUGUCUAAGGUAUUUUGUUCCAGUGACAGAAGUUAAGAGAGAGGUAUAGAAGGAACAGGAAGUAGCACGGGACAACAGUACCCACUCACUAGGCAUUUCCCCUUUAUCCCUAAUGUUCUGUUGGAGUUGACAGGCAGGGCUGUAAGUGUAACACACAAAGAUGUACGUAAGCAUCCCGAAAGUCACAACUAAGCCACCCCACACCCCAUCACUUAGCCGGCCCCAGUGCACAGCAUCAAACCUAGGCUCCCUGCCUCCAUUUUUCAACUGGGUCAUCACCUCUGACACCUUUCUCUAAUUUACCAGUUUAAAAAUAAUGGAGGUACAAAGAUCAACCAAGUUGUGUUGAUAAGCACAAAUCUCAUUUGAAAAUUAAGACAAGUAUUUCCUACUGCCUGCUAGUACAUACUUCCUGGAGAUGUAAAGUCUCAAUAAGUGUACACACCCUGUCUGCUCACAGGCAGGAGCAGAUCAUGUCCACCUUUAAGGGAGAUGGGUGUGUGUGUGUGUGUGUGUGUGUGUGCCUCAAUAUCAAGGUUUACUCUAAAACAGUCUUACCUUAUUCUAUUGGAAAGGAGAUGAAUACCUGUGCCACGUCAAUAUCAAUGUCAAAGUCUCUUGUAUUUGCAGAGCACACUCUGGACUCAGUUGUCCUGUAUUUUGACUUAUGGAGUUAUUGUGUAUUAUGUUUACAUCCGAUUUUAACCAGUUGUGGGUUUUUUCAUCUAGUUGUGUGUAUUUAAACUCAUAAAACACAAAUAAUCUUCCUGUUGGAGUAGUGAUUGCAUUUUCCUCUGGUUACAUAGACUCAUUUAAUAUAUUUCAUGUUUGUGCUGUC